Plasmopara halstedii is the source of this 507-nucleotide messenger RNA. RefSeq names its product RxLR-like protein. Gene Ontology annotation, molecular function: protein binding. The record is from RefSeq and is a predicted model, not a curated record. Lineage: Eukaryota; Oomycota; Peronosporomycetes; Peronosporales; Peronosporaceae. The transcript has a single exon. Bases 1 to 507 code for a protein of 168 amino acids.
AUGCGUAUUCAGCUUCUGUGGCUUUCCUUUGCUGUGUUGAGCACCAUUCUAUCGACUUGUGAUGCUACUUCUGACAAAUUGGAUCCGCAGAGAGUGCAACCGAAUCAAAAUGGAUCAGGACACAAUCAAUCCAUUCGAUCCGCUUUAAAGACCAGUCAUGGCAAGACAAUAGCAGAUGAUGAAGAGCGAUUUAUUUCGCUGUCAGGCAUGUCGGAGAAGAUUGCCAAGUAUUACAAAGCUAUUGUUGCCAAACUCUCUAAGUAUUUCAGAGACUAUCACGAGAGGCGCGAAAUAAGGAAGCAGCGAAUUUUAAAUAAAAGUUUCGCCGAGAUGAUGGCGGGACAAAAGUCAGUGGAAGACAUUGGAAGAAAUCAAGACGCAAGUUUUAUGUCAAGUUCAUUCUUGUGGACACCUGAAGCAUUCAAGAGCAUACUGCAUAAGUACGCACUCUUUCUCUACAAGUAUGGAAAUGGACAUCUUGCGACUGUACCAGUAAAAACUGGUUAA